CGCAGUCAAUGUUACGGAUUAAUAAGUAUGUACUAGUACAACGUAUCUCAUUUGUUUCUAUGGCGCAUUCAUCUUUGCAAUUGCGUUUCCACGCCAGGAGAUGGCCAUAAAAACUGUUUUCGUUUGCUCUCUGCGAGAUUGUCCUCCCCUUGUUCUAAUUUUGAUCAUUUUCCUGUUCGAGAUGGGCAAGCUGGGCCUCUAUCCGAGGCAGCUACUGAUGCCCACACUGUCAAGGCUGAGCCGCAUGAUGCUACUCCGGAAAAAGAGCGCCCGCAUUCUCGACCAAACGAAGCGGAAGGUGCAAAGGGAGCUCGAUCUUUUGCGCACGCGACGACUUGA
Messenger RNA from Amoebophrya sp. A25, 339 nucleotides. NCBI's taxonomy places the organism in Eukaryota, Dinophyceae, Syndiniales, Amoebophryaceae. The record is from the annotation of a GenBank genome assembly.